AUGGCGGACACAAAGAACGACAUCGAGGUGGACAAGAAGAUCAUCCCCCUUGACCACGACGACGUCGAGGCUGAUAUCAAGAACGGCACCGUCACUGACCUCGACGAGGCAGAGUUGUUCCUCCAGCAACAUGGCAUUGCUCACUCCCGCCUCAGCGAGCUCAUGGCCGAUGAAGAUGCCCUCAAGAAACUCCGCAAGAAAGUCGACUGGUCUCUCAUGCCGCUCCUAUGCGGAACAUAUCUCCUCCAAUAUGUCGAUAAGCAAGCCCUCGGCUACUCAGCUGUUUUCGAUCUCUUCUCGACAACUGGCAUGACCUCAGAUGAAUACUCCUGGAUGGCGUCCAUCUUUUACUUUGCGUACCUUGUCGCAGAGUGGCCUGCCUCGUACCUCGCGCAGCGUCUACCAACAGGCACCAUCGUCAGCACGUUCGUCAUCACCUGGGGCUCUAUUCUCUGCCUCACAGCCGCUUGCCAGAACUUCGCUGGUCUAGCAGUCUGUCGAUUCCUCCUCGGCGCCUUUGAAGCUGUCAUCACACCUGCGUUUAUGCUCAUCGUCUCGCAAUGGUUUCGUCGUGAGACACAGCCUGCGCGCGCAGGUCUGUUCUACUGCUUCAACGGCUUCGGCGCCAUGUUUGGCGGUAUUCUAUUCUACGGCGUCGGCCAGGCAAAGGGGUGGGAUGUCUGGCGGACCAUCUACGUGCUCUGCGGUGGACUGACGAUCUGCUGGGGUGUAAUCCUAUUCUUCUUUCUUCCCAACAACAUCCUCACUGCGAAGAGAUUCAGUGUUGAGGAGCGUGCAAUGCUGAUUGCCCAGAGCGCGAGGAACAAGACGGGUGUGUUUAACAGGAAGAUCAAGUGGAAUCAGAUCAGGGAGGUCUUUGUGGACUCGCAGAUCUGGUUGUUGUUCUUCUUUACGCUGUUGAACGAGGUCAUCAACGGAGGUAUCGCGAACUUCUCCAAGUUGAUCGUCAAGGGCUUCACGCAUGAUGCGCUGUUGACGACGGCGUAUGGUAUUCCAUACGGUGCUUGCAACGCCAUCUUUAUGUUUACGGGACCGUAUGUGGCGUCCAAGUUCAAGAACGUGAGGACGAUCGUCAUGUGUGUUUGGCUUCUGCCCACGCUUAUUGCUGUCACCUUGUUCUGGCAACUUCCUCGCUCCAACAAGGGCGGUCUCCUCGCUGGUUACUACAUGUGCGCUUCCUUCGUUGGUGCCCUCAUCGUCGCUCUUCAAAUGCCCGCCUCAAACGUCGGCGGCUACACGAAGCGAACCACCGCCACAGCCUUCGUAUUCCUCGCAUACUGCAUCGGCAACAUCAUCGGUCCCCACGGCUUCAUUGGUUCCGAAGCACCAAUCUACCAAACUGGCUGCAAGCUUAUCAUAGGAUGUGUAGCAGGCCAAGUUGUCAUUGCGAUCGCUCUUCGCUUCGUGCUCAUCCGUCGAAACCGUCUUCGUGACGCUCAAGGCCCUGUUGUGGAGGAUGAGAAUGCCGUGUUGCAGGAUCUCACUGACUUUGAGAACCCCAACUUCCGAUACUCUUACUAG
Molecule: messenger RNA, 1542 nt
Organism: Fusarium mangiferae
Lineage: Eukaryota; Fungi; Ascomycota; Sordariomycetes; Hypocreales; Nectriaceae
Exons: 2
Coding region: 1-1542 (513 amino acids)
Biological process (GO): transmembrane transport
Cellular component (GO): membrane
Molecular function (GO): transmembrane transporter activity
Source: RefSeq, a predicted model, not a curated record